Molecule: messenger RNA, 768 nt
Organism: Pipistrellus nathusii (Nathusius's pipistrelle)
Lineage: Eukaryota; Metazoa; Chordata; Mammalia; Chiroptera; Vespertilionidae
Source: the annotation of a GenBank genome assembly
AUGGCGGGCUCGGAAGAGCUGGGGCUCCGGGAGGACACGCUGAAGGUCCUAGCUGCCUUCCUAAAGCGGGGUGAGGCUGCUGGGUCCCCCCUCCCGACCCCACCCAGGACCCCUGCCCAGCAGGAGCCAACAGACUUCCUGAGCCGCCUUCGAAGAUGCUUUCCUUGCUCUUUGGGUGGAGAAGCAGUUCCCCCUGAGUCUCCUCGGCCUUGCUCCCUGCCCCUUCGCCCCUGCUAUGAUGCGCAGCCUGGCCCAGCGACUCCGGACUUCUAUGCCCUCGUGGCCCAGCGGCUGGAACAGCUGGUCCAAGAGCAGCUGAGAUCCCCACCGAGCCCAGAGGUACAGGGUCCCCCAGCCACGGAAAAGGAAGCCCUGCUGCGGAGGCUGGUGGUCUUGCUGGAGCAGGAGGCGGAAGCCAUUAACCAGAAGCUGGCCUCGGACCCCGCCCUGCGCCGCAAGCUGGCCCGCCUCUCCGCCGGCUCCUUCGCCCGCCUCGUGGAGCUGUUCUCCAGCCGGGAGGGCAGCCCCUGCCCCAGCCGCGCGGGCCCCUCCGUGGGGUGCCCGGGGCCCCCGCCGCCUUCCCCGGAGCCCCUGGCCCGCCUGGCCCUGGCCAUGGAGCUGAGCCGGCGCGUGGCCUGGCUGGGGGGCACCCUGGCCGGGCUCAGCGUGGAGCACGUGCACAGCUUCACGCCCUGGAUCCAGGCCCAGGGGGGCUGGGAGGGCAUCCUGGCCAGCUCCCCCGUGGACUUGAACUUGCCCCUGGACUAG